CUGCUUAGCAGCUGCUGCAAAUAAAAUACAUGGCGCGGGUGCGGCUUUGCAGAGCGCAAAGCAAACACCAUGCUUAGCCCAAAAGAAACACAUCUUGCCGUCCCGGUUCAUCGUCAUCUCGUCCUCUUCCUCUUGUUAGGCCUCGCAAUUGCGUCUUUGGCCACCGGAGACGACCAGUUUGUCGUCACCGGCUUCACCCAAUCCAGCUUCAACCUCGAGGGCGCCGUCACGGUCACAAAUGGUGGCCUCCUUGAUCUGUCUACUGGCACAAGCUACCUCAAAGGCCACGCCCUGUACCCGACCCCUCUUCAUUUUCGCAAGACGCCCAACGGCAAAGUGCAGUCCUUCUCAGCCUGCUUCGUUUUCAGCAUCGUCAACACGUACCCUCUGCUCAGCGACGACGGGAUGGCCUUCUUCAUCGCGCCCGCCAACACUAGUUUCGCUGGCGCUACGCCGGGGAUGUACUUCGGCCUCGUGAACAGCAAGGACGACGGCAAGCCGAGCAACCGCAUCUUCGCCGUCGAGCUCGACACCUACCAGAACAGCGAGCUGCACGACAUGAACGACAACCAUGUGGGCAUCGACAUCAACGGUGCCACCUCCCUGUCCUCCGCGGCCGCCGGGUUCUACGACGACGAGAGCGGCGGCGCUUUCAGGAACCUGACACUGAACGACCACAGCGAGAUGCAGCUGUGGGUGGACUACGACGAGAGGAGCACGCGGAUCAACGUGACGCUGGCUGAGCUCAGAGCGGCCGCCAAACCUUCCAGGCCGCUGCUGUCUACGACCUAUGACCUGUCGGCGGUGCUGGGAGACCCGGCGUACGUCGGCUUCUCCGCCACAGCUGGGCCCAUCAACGUGCGGGACUACGUGCUCGGCUGGAGCUUCGGAAUCAACACUCCGGCUCCACCCAUUGAUGUGUCCAAGCUGCCGAGGCUGCCGCGUGUUGGCCCCAAGCCUCGGUCCAAGCUCCUGGAGAUCAUCCUGCCGGUUUCCACUGCCGUGCUCAUUCUGGCAGUAGGCGCUGCGACCGCCAUGGUUGCGUUGACGAGAUGGAGGUACGCUGAGGUGCGAGAGGACUGGGAGGCCGAGUUCGGCCCGCACCGCUUCUCCUACAGGGAGCUGUGGCGCGCUACAGGCGGAUUCAAAAGGAAGCACCUGCUCGGAGAAGGAGGGUUCGGGAAGGUGUACAAAGGAGUGCUCCCGGUGCCAGGAUCCAACGGCGGUACCAUCGACAUCGCAGUGAAGAGCAUGUCUCACGAGUCGAGGCAAGGGAUGAAGGAGUUCAUCUCCGAGGUCGUCAGCAUCGGCAAGCUCCGGCAUCGCAACCUCGUGCAGCUGCUUGGCUACUGCCGGAGGAAAGGCGAGCUGUUCCUAGUCUAUGACUACAUGGCGAAUGGCAGCCUUGACAAGUACAUCCAUUGCUGCAGUGGGGACGACGGGCACCGUAGUGACCCAACUCUGAACUGGUCCCAGAGGUUCCAGGUGAUCAAAGGAAUUGCCUCAGCUCUGCUCUACCUCCACGAGAAGUGGGACAAGGUCGUGAUCCACCGGGACGUCAAGGCAAGCAACGUUCUCCUCGACCAUGAGAUGAACGGGCGGCUUGGUGAUUUCGGCCUUGCGAGGCUGUAUGACCAUGGCACGGACCCGCAGACGACACACAUGGUUGGCACCAUGGGGUACCUGGCUCCUGAACUGGUGCGCACGGGCAAGGCCUCCACUGACACGGACGUGUUCGCCUUCGGCAUGUUCCUUCUCGAGGUCACCUGCGGCAAAAGACCACUGAUGAUGAUGAUGAUGCAGAGCACCGCCGAGGGGCGGCGAGACCGUCAGUUUUUUUUGGUCGAUUGGGUUCUCGAGCACUGGAAGAAUGGGUCGCUCACAGAAGCAGUGGAUAGGAGGGUCCAAUAUCUUGACGACGGCUACGAUGCUGACGAGGCAUGCACCGUGCUGAAGAUUGGACUUCUGUGCCUGCAUCCGUUUCCUAGCUCAAGACCAAGCAUGCGGAAAAUAAUGGAGUACUUCGACGGUGACAUGCCACUUCCUGAGCUGACGCCUACCAAGCUGAACGCUAACGUGCUGAGAGUGUUGCAGAGCAAUGCUUUCAGCCCAACGGUCAUGUCGUAUCCACAGCUCACGUCAAGCUUCGGUACAGUGUCGGACCUCUCUGGAGGACGAUGAAAUCCAUGGUUUUAGCUUCUUAAUAAUUAUGUAACCAUAUGUUGAAGUUUUCAUCAUUUCAUGUACCGCUCGUACCUUCCUAAAUAGGAGUAGUUCUUUCAGCUGUAGAAUUUCACUUCACUGCGGAACAUGGUCACCUGACUCA
Zea mays is the source of this 2326-nucleotide messenger RNA. Its product is annotated as L-type lectin-domain containing receptor kinase SIT2. Lineage: Eukaryota; Viridiplantae; Streptophyta; Magnoliopsida; Poales; Poaceae. The record is from RefSeq and is a predicted model, not a curated record. Gene Ontology annotation, molecular function: ATP binding; carbohydrate binding; protein kinase activity. The coding region runs from base 70 to 2181 and encodes 703 amino acids. The transcript has a single exon. Gene Ontology annotation, biological process: protein phosphorylation.